AUGGAGAACGACUGGAUAUUUACCUGCAAAAUUGAACCCGAUGAAGAGAAAAAUGUGGUGGCUGCUACGGAUGAAUGCGAGGACAUCAAAGAUUUUCUUUUAGUUGAAGAUUCUGGAGACUUGGUACGAGUACGAAUGAGUGCGUAUAUAGGAUGUCGCAAGAGUUUGGACUUGGUCAAGUUCAUCCAUUCCCAUCAGCGACCCGAAGAAGUAUUUCUGUUGUUGAAAUCUGUCGACAUUUUCCUGGCAAAUUCUAAUGACGAUUGGGAAUGUGCAAGAUGUACAGAAGUGUUGAUGCUGACCAAGAAGAUAGUAGAGCAGCGUGCGUAUGAUGUAGAGAACUGUCCAAAUGUUGAUCAUAUCAGAGUGAAAUGCCAGGAUGAGAUGGGCCCCUUCCCAAAAUAUCGUCAGAUAGCAGUGGAACAACCGCAGAUUAAAGCAGGAGGGCAAGUAUUGCUAGCGGUGAAGAUGGUGGAUCUACAAAAAGAAGACUCAUUGCUGGAAUCCAGGGCCUGUGCAAAUAUUUUGUUGUGCCUGCAAAAAAUGGACUCUAUCACUAAAAGGAAGAAAGCCAGCCCCAUGGACCCACUGGACAGAAGAUACACACUACAUCAGGAAGAGUGGGUGCAACUUAUUAUUUUCAUCAAGAAAAUGAGCAGUGCAUUAUUUUUGGAUGAGCAGGAAUGUGUUCAACAGUCAAAAGUCGACAUGGACCCAAACAGUGUCGAAUACCAGAUGAUGGUAGUGUCGAGCGAUGAAGAUGCGGCGUUGCAUUCGGAACAAGCAUUCUCAUCAUCAUCCCUGCACGAGUUCGGCGACGGGACGCAAGCCCCGGGAGUCAUUACAAGCUCGAGGCCUCGAAUACGGCGACAUCCAUUGGACGAAAGAGGAAACACACUUCGGGUAUCUUUCCUCAACUUGCCGCUAGAGGACAACAGACGCAUUGCUUUCGAGAACUGCCGACGGAGACAAAAACCCCGAUGGGGGCAGCGAGAACGGAGCAGCAGCUGCAGCUGGACGGCGUUGCUGAGUCCGGGGUCGCCGUCGUCGCCGACCCUGUCCGACAGUGACAAUGAGACAGUGACGCUGACGUGUCCCUCGUGCAAGGUGAGCGUGGACGUGAGUGGACGGGCCAGGUUCCGCCAGAUCUGUCCCUACUGCGGCAACUUCUAUAACGCGGCGGCUCAGACGGACCCGUCGCUGAGGACGCGUCGGGGCGCCGGUCACCAAAUCGGCUUUCCUGCCAUCGACAACCAAAGGUUUUCCAGUGUUGUGGUUCAGCGGUUUGGAAGAGUCAAUGGAUCUCCAGGUCUCACUCACAUCACUGAAGUUUAUAUCACUGACGGGCGAAGACAUUCAGAUGCGUCGCAAUCAUCAGAUUCAUUGCCUCCUCUGGUUGCCCCACCUGCUGGGGUCAAAAGUGGGGGAGAAAUUCGGCCUGAUGAACGACCCACACGAACACAGCCAUAUAAGACUGCUGGUCAUGGCUGCAUGUGUGUACCCUGCUUGUGUAGGGUAUAUCGCACCCCUGCCUGUCUGGCCAGUACACUUUACGGGGAUUUUAUUAUUCGGUCAUCCAACAGAGACGCUCGUAGUAUAGACAGCCUAGUAUACGAGUGGUCCCCCAUGUACCGAGCCGGGUCGGUAGAUGGCGACGCCAGCGGCGCCAGGCGUCACGCGGUGUACUACGCGAGACGCUUGGCCGACGACCUAAGAGCGGCAUCACCACCGCCGCCACCAGCACACACGCGAUAUCCGCCGCCUGGUGGCGGCCCAGCAGGCGCCGGUUCGCGUUACGCCACUGCUGAUGGACAACCGGACCCGAGACAGGCCCGGGUUCCACGUUCGCGGACUCUCACGUGUCCAGUGAGCGACGAAUUGCAGUUGCGCCCCAGGCGGUGUUCUUUUCCGGAAGUGUUCCUUACUAUUCCGGAAAACAGCUUGCCUGCGAGUAGAACGGGUUCUGCGGCUUCCCAG
Messenger RNA from Notodromas monacha, 1977 nucleotides. The record is from the annotation of a GenBank genome assembly. Lineage: Eukaryota; Metazoa; Arthropoda; Ostracoda; Podocopida; Cyprididae.